AUGAUACUGGCUUCGGUGCUGGGGAGCGGACCCCGGGGCGGGUCACCCCUCCGGCCUCUCUUGGGGCCCGCACUCUCGCUCAGGGCCCGCUCCACAUCAGCCACCGAUACCCACCACGUGGAGAUGGCACGGGAGCGCUCUAAGACCGUCACCUCCUUUUACAACCAGUCAGCCAUCGACGUGGCAGCAGAGAAGCCCUCAGUCCGUCUCACUCCAACCAUGAUGCUCUAUUCAGGCCGCUCUCAGGAUGGCAGUCACCUUCUGAAAAGUGCCCGCUACUUGCAGCAGGAGUUGCCAGUGAGGAUCGCUCACCGCAUCAAGGACUUCCGCAGCCUUCCUUUCAUCAUUGGCUGCAACCCCACCAUACUGCACGUGCACGAGCUGUACAUCUGUGCCUUCCAGAAGCUGACAGACUUCCCUCCGAUCAAGGACCAGGCGGAUGAGGCCCGAUACUGCCAGCUGGUGCGACAGCUGUUGGAUGACCACAAGGAUGUGGUGACCCUCUUGGCGGAAGGCCUGCGUGAGAGCCGGAAGCACAUAGAGGAUGAGAAGCUUGUCCGCUACUUCUUAGACAAGACAUUGACUUCAAGGCUUGGGAUCCGUAUGUUGGCCACCCACCAUCUGGCACUACAUGAAGAUAAGCCUGACUUUGUUGGCAUCAUCUGCACUCGCCUGUCACCGAAGAAGAUUAUUGAAAAGUGGGUGGAUUUUGCCAGACGCCUGUGUGAGCACAAGUAUGGCAAUGCACCCCGAGUCCGCAUCAACGGACAUGUGGCAGCCCGUUUCCCCUUCAUCCCGAUGCCACUGGACUACAUCCUACCUGAGCUGCUCAAGAACGCCAUGAGAGCCACAAUGGAGAGUCACCUCGACACUCCCUACAAUGUCCCAGACGUCGUCAUCACCAUCGCCAACAAUGAUAUCGAUCUCGUCAUCAGGAUUUCAGACCGGGGCGGGGGAAUUGCUCACAAAGACCUGGAUCGGGUGAUGGACUACCACUUCACUACAGCUGAGGCCAGCACCCAGGACCCCCGGAUCAGCCCCCUCUUCGGCCACCUGGACAUGAACAGUGGCGGCCAGUCAGGACCCAUGCACGGCUUUGGCUUCGGGCUGCCCACAUCGCGGGCCUACGCAGAGUACCUCGGUGGUUCCCUUCGGCUGCAGUCACUGCAGGGCAUUGGCACAGAUGUCUACCUGCGGCUCCGUCACAUCGAUGGCCGGGAAGAAAGCUUCCGCAUCUGA
Molecule: messenger RNA, 1239 nt
Organism: Rangifer tarandus platyrhynchus (Svalbard reindeer)
Lineage: Eukaryota; Metazoa; Chordata; Mammalia; Artiodactyla; Cervidae
Source: the annotation of a GenBank genome assembly